AUGGAUAGAGAACAAGAGCAAAUGCAAUUUUUAGGCCUCUUUGGCAUCUUCAAAGAAAGCUACAAAAUCAUCAUCUCAUGGAGAAACAUCUUCACCCAAAUCACCCUAGCCCUCAUCCUUCCUCUAACCUUCAUCUUCCUAGCACAUCUCGAUAUCUCGAAUUCACUAUUUCAACACAUCGAACAUACAGAAUUCGAAAAGCAUUUCACACGUCCUGGUACAAAAAGAUACACCAAUCUAUCUAACACGCUCUCAUCCGAAUUGAUUACCUUUUUGCUCUUCAAAGUCGCGUACAUCGCUAUCUUUCUCAUCCUAUCCCUUCUAUCCACAGCCGCAGUCGUCUACACGAUUGCAUCUAUCUACACAGGACGCGAGUUGACUUUUAAGACUGUCAUGAGCGUCGUCCCAAAAGUUUGGAAAAAACUCAUUAUCACCUUAUUAUGCGUAUUUGCAGCCUUUUUUGUUUACAACUUCUUAGCCAUAUUGAUCAUACUAUCUUCUUUAAUUUUGCUUCCUCAUCCUUUCGGGAUCAUCCUUGUUUAUGUGCUCUUGAUUGUAUACUUCAUUGGAUCGGUGUACAUGACCGUUUGUUGGCAACUAGCAAGCGUUGUCUCGGUUCUUGAGAGUUCAUACGGGUUUCAAGCUAUGACAAAGAGCAAGAAUCUGAUCAAGGGAAACCAAAUAGUGGCUAUUUCAGUUUCCUUUUUGUUGGGUUUGUCAUAUUUUAUCAUAAAGUUAGUAUUCGAGUUGUUUGUUGUGCAUGGAAGCUCUUUGAAAGUAUGGAAGAGGGUAGGGUUUGGUGCUUUGUGUUCCAUAUUGCUUUUGUUUAUCUUUCUCUUUGGGCUUGUGAUCCAUACGGUAUUGUAUCUCAUUUGCAAAUCGUAUCAUCACGAAAACAUCGAUAAAGGAGAUUUGUCGAAUCAUCUCGAAAGUUAUCUUGGUGAUUAUGAGCCUUUGAUUGGGAAAGAUGUUCAACUGGAGCAAUAUCAAGUCUGA
Helianthus annuus (common sunflower) is the source of this 996-nucleotide messenger RNA. RefSeq lists its product as uncharacterized. The record is from RefSeq and is a predicted model, not a curated record. Lineage: Eukaryota; Viridiplantae; Streptophyta; Magnoliopsida; Asterales; Asteraceae. Bases 1 to 996 code for a protein of 331 amino acids. The transcript has a single exon.